Lodderomyces orthopsilosis Co 90-125 is the source of this 885-nucleotide messenger RNA. RefSeq names its product bifunctional protein farnesyltransferase/protein geranylgeranyltransferase (gene RAM2). Lineage: Eukaryota; Fungi; Ascomycota; Pichiomycetes; Serinales; Debaryomycetaceae. The record is from RefSeq and is a predicted model, not a curated record. Gene Ontology annotation, molecular function: CAAX-protein geranylgeranyltransferase activity; protein farnesyltransferase activity. The transcript has a single exon. The coding region runs from base 1 to 885 and encodes 294 amino acids. Gene Ontology annotation, cellular component: protein farnesyltransferase complex; cytoplasm; CAAX-protein geranylgeranyltransferase complex. Gene Ontology annotation, biological process: protein farnesylation; protein geranylgeranylation.
AUGACUGACUACGACUUUUCAGAUGUCACGCCCAUCAAUUUAAAUAGCAACGAGCCUCAGCUAUGCCAGAUAAUGUACGAUGAAGAAUACAAAUCAACAAUGGGCACGCUAUUGGCACUCAUGCAACGAAAAGAAUAUUCCCGUAGAGCACUUUAUUUGACUGAAUUGGGAAUUGAACUAUUGGCUUCACACUAUACUACAUGGAUAUACCGUUUCAGUAUCUUGCAGAACCUACCAAAUACAAAUUAUGAUGACGAAUUGGAUUGGUGUGAGCAAGUUGCUUUGGAUAAUGAGAAAAACUACCAAAUAUGGAAUUAUCGUCAGUUAAUCAUCAAUGAAAUAGUGAAAAACGAAGAGGACAAGAAAGGACGCAAGUUUGAUCCUCAUCGUGAAUUUCCAAUUCUAGAGGCUAUGUUAGAUUCUGACCCUAAAAACCAUCAUGUGUGGUCCUAUAGAAAAUGGCUUGUUGAAAAGUUUGAUCUAUUUAAUGACGAAAAAGAACGAUCCUUUGUGGACCAAGCUAUUAAUGCUGAUCUUCUAAACAACAGCGCCUGGAGUCACCGAUUCUUUUUAAAUUUUGUACAAGAUACAACUCCAAGUGUGGAAACAAUCAAUAGUGAAAUUGCUUAUGUUAAAGGUAAAAUAACGCAAUGUCCUCAAAAUGCCAGCUCGUGGAACUACUUAGAGGGUAUUUACGAUAAAUUGGACAUGGACAUGGACUUGACUGAUUUGGAGGAAUUUGCAAAUGACUUUGUCAAUCUUGAUUCAGGAAGAAUAAAAAGCUCCUUUGCAUUGGAGCUCUUGGUCAGAAUCAGUAAACAAAAAGGCGACAGUGAGAAAACUGCUGCAUAUAGCAAGGUGCUUCAGGGUUUGUAUAACAAAUAA